Xiphophorus couchianus (Monterrey platyfish) is the source of this 7701-nucleotide messenger RNA. RefSeq names its product HMG box domain containing 3 (gene hmgxb3). Bases 285 to 4166 code for a protein of 1293 amino acids. The transcript is spliced from 20 exons. NCBI's taxonomy places the organism in Eukaryota, Metazoa, Chordata, Actinopteri, Cyprinodontiformes, Poeciliidae. The record is from RefSeq and is a predicted model, not a curated record.
ACAAAUCGCCAUGUUUCUUCUCGCCAGUCGUUUUGUCAGCUAGGACUAUUUAGCUUUUGCAGUCGUUUAUACGUGGUAAAUCUUUGCUAAAGCAUAAAAAUGAACAUAGAGGUGUUCCUCACCAUUUAUGCAAUGACAGGCUUCUCCCAGUAGAUGCUUGGAACAGUUUCUUAAAGGUCGGCAGAUAGUAGGUAAGGCUUCAACAAGACGGCAUUUCAUUGGAUAGUUGACUAGGCGUGCAGGCAGUAUGAACACACGCCAUUAAACCACAGUGUCCUUGAUCCAUGGAAGACAUGGACAAUGUGGAGGUGUUAGAGGUUGUGAAAGUAACUGAAGAAGUUGAAAAUGUGUACAGCCAAGUGGAGAUGACGUCCCCCAAAAAGAAGCGGGGCAAGACUGAUGAAAACAGUCACGAAAGACCCAAGAAGCCCCGAUCUGCCUACCUGCUCUACUACUUCGAUGUUCACCAGGUUAUGCAACUCGGAACCCCAAAUCUGCCUCAGUCUGAAGUCAACAAACGAAUCAGUGAGAGCUGGAGGAGACUGAGUGUAGCUGAAAAGAGCUACUAUCUGGAGAGAGCCAAGUUGGAAAAGGAGGGGAUAGACACAACAUCUCAAAGCUCCAGUAAACACCUGCCGGGCUUCCGCAAAAUUCUCCCCAGAGCCAACUGCUUCCUGGUGCCCAACAGCGCCUCCUCCAACUAUCAAGCUGUAGGCUCUCAGUCAGAAGUGUGCAUCGAAUCGAUUGAUUUUUCAGCUGAAGGAAGCUUGUGCUCGGUCGCCCUCAGGGUCCCCAAGUCCAAGGUAGCACCUGUUGACUUGGCCACUGAGAUGGAAAUUUCAGAACCUCCCACUGUUCCCAGUGAUACAGCAGAGGAAACAGUGGUGCCUUCUUAUGUGACUCCCCAAAGAACUUCGCCAUGGUCUUCAUCCAAAACCCUGACUUCCACAGACAUCCAGGGCUCACAGGGUUCUGUUGAUGAGAUGCUGAAUGAUGUAUCACUGAAAACAAAAGCCAGUGGAGUAGCAGUGCAAAUGGUGCAACGAGAAGCUACGCAGAUGGUGACCAUUGUGCCCUCCCAGAAUCAACUGGAGCCUCAUCCUUUGGCAGGCAUUAGUUCCCUGCAGCCAGUCAUGAUGAUUUCUGUAGGGGCCAAAUCAAACCAGAUUCCCAAACCUUCAUAUAAAAUGUCUGUAAAGACAUACACAAGGAGAGGUCGGGGGAGGUGUCUAAAUCCUGGCUGUUCUUUUGUUUACGUCACUCGACACAAACCACCUACCUGUCCUGAGUGUGGGAGCCACUUGGGAGGAAAAUGGAUACCUGCUGUAAAGGCUAAAAGGACACAAGAUAAAGCUGGUGCUUCCAAGCUAACAACUGACAACAAGAGUAACGAAAGCUGUCAGGCUGCACUGCAUGUUUCUGCAGACACCAGUGAAACAAAGUCUGGUGGCGAUAACAAGGAAGGACAAGCUCAUCGGAGCAACAGAAAACAACCUGCACUAUCAGCUGCAGCACCACCAGAGGGCAGCAGCACCACACCUCUGCCUCAAAUAUGUAAACAAACAAAAGCGAAUACUAAAAGCACGCAUCAGAAACCAGUGAAGAGCUGUGCUGUUGUUCAGAAGAGGCCUGUGAGACCCAUCCUUCCUGCCGUCUGUAACCCAGGCAGCACUGUGAUUCAGAUCUUAACUGUUACACCAGAGAAAGAAAAACCUCAAGGUGUCUCUAAAAGCAACCAUACAGCAGCAGCCACAGUGCCUCAAGAGAUUCUGUCAGGUCUUAAACCCAGCACUUUAAAGCAGCUUGGCCAGACCGUCCCAACAACAACAACCAUCCAGGUGAAAACACACCCAUCAAUUCUGAAAACACAGAGUGACAGUGAUGAGGUCAAGUUUCUUCACUCACUGCAUCCCCUUCUGCAGGAUUCCUCCGUCUCAGCAGACAGAAGUAAACAUGUGACUUCCACUCCUGACACAGGUGUGAAUGUUUUGUCCCUAGUGCCUUUCAGACACACGGUUUCCUGUUUUGAUUUGGGGCUAUCCACAGCACGAGGCAGAGGCCGCUGUAAGAACCCGGCCUGUGACUACAUGUAUAAGAACCGCCACAAACCUGCUGUGUGUCCAAAAUGUGGCACCGAGCUGACCAGAAAGAAUACCAAACCUCCAAAGUCUGAGACUUUGCUAGAUCCCCAUCAGGACCUGAGUCCUGCUCAGAGGGACGUCCAGCGCCAGAGCACUUUGCAGCUAAUCCGCAGCACCCUGCAGAUACCUGAGAGUGACACAGAGCUGCAGGAAACAUUGAGCCUCAUCCAGGAGCUGAACAAUGUUAAAAUAGUCUUGGUUAAGAAUGGUGAAGGAAGUGAUGCUGAGACUGAGACACUGUUGGAGACUGGGUGGCCUCAGUUUUAUGAAUCAGCAGCUACACACUGUGGCCUGUGUAGCUACCAUCUGUUGAAAGGAGGGCGGGGUACUGUUGCCGGGCAGGAGGACUGCUGGUUGCUCACCGAGACUCUGAUGCAGACGGCGUCUCUGCAGCUCAAAGUGUGUCCCAACCUUCGAUGUUUGGCCCUGCACAGCUUUGCAGAUCUGCAUCCAGGUUUGUUCAACGUUGGGAAUCGACUUCUUGUAAGUCUUGACUUAUUUCUGAAGAUCAGAGCCAACAUCAAACUGGGCCAGACACCAUCUCUAGCUGCUCAAUCUGUGUUUGACCAAAUCCAGAAUCAUCCAAUCCAUAGUCUUACUCCAGAGGAAUCAUCUCAAGUUCAGGAGCUUUUCCUGAGCGGCUACUGGGCCUUUGAGUGUCUGACGGUGCGGGAUUACAACGACAUGAUCUGUGGCAUUUGUGGUGUUGCCCCAAAAGUUGAGAUUGCACAAAGACACAGAAACGACGUACUGGAGCUGAAGAAUGUGGAGUUUACCUGGCCGGAGUGUUCAGUCUCAGACGAAGUUCAUGUGGAUGACUUCUGGCUGACCAUGGAGGGGGAAGCGAUCGAGCAAGCGGCUUUCCCUGCAGACAUCCCCAUCACACGGGUGGAUGCUUCCAUUAUUGCUCCUUUUGCACCACCUUUGAUGAGGAGCCCCACUGUCAUCAACACAGAGAAGGACAAGCUAAUGCCACAAAUACAACAGCCUGCAGGAGAUCCGUCAGCUUUGGUUCGUCUCAUCCAUGACGGUCAGCUCAGACUCGACAGGGUCGAAGAUCACAGUGAGGAUGAGUUGAGAACCAUACUGGAUAGCUGUGGGGUGGGCCUCACCCCUGGCUCCACUAAGAACGAGCUUCUGGCCUCCCUGGUCAACCUGUACACACAUGUUCACAGUGGCCCUCCCACGGCUCCACAGCCACCCCCCCAUCUCACUGCAGGCAAGCUGUCCAAGGUGUGCCCCCACAAGGUGGUGUGUUCCUCUAAGUACUUGGUGAGAGGAGAGACGGCUCGAGACCACGUCGAUCUGCUCCUCUCCUCCCGUUACUGGCCUCCAGUUUACGUUUGCGACUGUCCUCGUCAAGUGGCGCUUUGCACUGAUCUGCAGUAUCCAGAGUUGGCAACACAGAUGUGGGGCAGAAACCAGGGCUGCUUCUCUGACCCCUUUGAAAAGCCAGAAUUUGUGACGUGCCCUGAGCUACAGGACCAGCCGUACACCGCUGACCUCUCCUUAGUAGCAGAGAACCAGCUGGUUCACCCCAUCACAAAAUCCUCCUCUUGCUGGCUGGUUUAUCCUCCAGGAGCAGCGCGGGACACUCCCGCUCAGGAACACCACUGCAUGAUCCGCUGCAGAGAUCUGGAGCCGUAUAUCAAUCUGCUAACAGAGCUGGACUUAAAGAAAGAGGAGCAUCACAAAGAGGAAAGUAUAAAGGAGCAGACCGACAUACCAGAGAAUGACUGUUUAAAAGAACCAGAAGACAAUGUGAACACAAAGUCCAUAAUUUUCAACAACACAGCUUAUUACUACUUGUACAACCGACUUGUAGACUUCCUCAGCAGCAGAGACAUAGUAAACCAGCAGAUCAACCAGGUUGUGAAGGCUUGUCAGCCUGGAGAGGUGGUCAUCAGAGACUCUCUAUACCGACUCGGAGUGGCACAGAUAAACACAGACGAAGAUGAAGGUACGAGAUUAGAUGCACAGACAGAGGAAGAAGGAGAGAAACAACUAAUGGUUCUAAGCAAUUAAAAAAUAAAAUCUUGAUUGGACUUUAUAAUGCUAUAAAAAGAGACUUGGGGGCAAGGAUUUCAGAAGCAGUGUAGGACUAGAAAUAACAUUUAUAUUACGGAGGAGACAGAAUAAAAAAAUACAUAUGAUACGGUGCUGGUCACAUGUUGAAGGGUGAGUUGAAAUCUGUAGAAGUGAAAGCUGUCACAGACUGUAGAGAUUACUGUUAAUAUAUUGAGUUUUAUUAAGUUUUUUAAGCAUAUGAAAUGCUUUCCAAUGUUUUUUCCAAGCAUAAAUAAUAAUACUGCUGAAGACUUUAAAAAUGGAUGCUUUGAUGCUUUUUAUGAAAUUGUCAGUUGUAAAUGAUGAGUGUAGUUUUGGUUUCAUGCCAAGAUGUUUAUGGAAUAAGUUCAUAUGGUGACAAAUCCCAGGCCCACGUUUUGACAGCAACUGAUAAUAGAUUCCUAUAAUAUGAUAAAGCUGCUUUGCUUUCACUUUUUCUUUACACAAAAAUAUAAAACAUGAUCUGCUUUUGUCUUAAACAUAAAAGUAGCAAUUUCUUCUGCUUCCAAAAUAAUGCAUUUACAUGUAAUAUUGGUCAUUACAUGUAAAGUUUAUUUUAUAUUACACAGUUGUUUUGCAGGCAUAGACAUAGCAAUUAUUUAUUUUGAUACAAGCAGAAAAUAUAAACAUGCUAAAUUUGUCAUUUUUCGCAGUAUAUGGUCCUUAAUCUUCCAUGUCAUGACAGUUUUUAAAAAAUGAUUUCAUAAUAAACUGAAUUUGUUGUACUUAUUGCAGGAACAGUGAUGUAGCUUUCUUUCAGUCAGCUGAUCGUUAACAGAGAAAACUCUUUGGUCUUUUCCCUGACAUCUCAGUGAAAGGACAUUUAAUUAUAGAAACUGUAUGAUGGAGAAAAUUCGUAACUUUGAAACCAUAACUUAAAAACGUUGGUACAGUAUACUGUGGUCCCACUAAUCGGUCUCCUUCUGACUACAAGAAUGUAAACUGAGCUAGUGCAAACCUUGUUCUGCAUCGUUAUUCAUGUGCCAUAUUUAUAGCUUUUUUUAUAUCAAGACAUUUCUGCUUUGUGUUUUACAGGCUUACCUCUCUAUAACCUUGUGAGCAGAUUUUUAUAGCUAUAUUGCGUAUCUGCUUUUUUCCACGGGGUUAUAAUGUAAAAAUGGACCUCAGAGAGUAGUGUUUAAUUUGCAUGAUAUUAUUUUGUGAAAAAUAUAUAUUUAAUGUGGGCUGCUGUAUGAAUUGAUUUAAUAUGUAUGAAUCCAUUGGCCUUUAAGAAACAACAAAAGUUAUGUGUACUUUUUCAGAUCUUCUGCUUGGUGCUUAUUAAAGCAGAGCAAACAUACAUUUACCUGCCUAAGGUUGUUGAUGUUUGUUCACCUGUAUGUCAAAAAAUCUUCAGGUCACUGACCAGGCCCUGCCUUGUAGUUCUAGGCUUUCUCAGGAGCGUUGAUGUUCCAUAAGAUGAAAUCUUAAAUGAAGUCCCACUUCCAGGGAGAUUGUCAGUCAUCUUGAGUUUCUUCCAGUUUCUUAUAAUUGCAACAAGUGUUGCCUUCUCACCUAUCUGUCUGGCUAUUGUUCGGUACCCAAUCAAAACUCAUCAAGCAGGUGCGGUUAAUAAAAGGUAAUCAGUGGAAGGUUAGGAGGGAUUCUUAAACAUGACAGGUUUGUGAGAGCCACAGUCCUUUCUGGUUGGUUGGUGACUAAAUAAAUUUAAUUUAUUAGAUAAAGAUCAUACAAUGUUAUCAGAUUUUAUUUUCUACAUUCUCUGCCUCACGAUCGAGGUGUACUUAAGAAGAAAAUUACAGACUCGUGGUGCAUUUCUCUCGGUCUCUUUGUGUCUAUAUAUAUCUUGUUAUGAGAUAAAUUAGCAACACAGCUAGCAACUUCAGGAAGACUGGAAGCAUUGUCCUUCCGUGCAACUGGUUGACAACUUCAAAUAUGUAUUCACUAGAAUUGAUUAACUUGUGCAAUUUUGAAACUGUGCAACCAAGAAUCAACAUAGAAGUCAAGGUCAAUUGUUUUUCUCUCAUCAGCAAACGGAAAAUUUAAUUAUUUAGAUAUUUGUUUUGGACACAAGUCAUAAGUCAUUUAGUAAAAUAAAUUAAUCUGCAAAUGAUGUGUGACUUGUUAAUGUUAGUCCCUGGUAAAGCAAAAUAAGCAAAUGGUUGGUACUUUAAAGUCUGAAAAUGGUAAAAAAAAAAAAAAAACAACCUAGAACAUCAUUUAGAUUUUUAGAUACAUCUAUCAAUACAAUUUCAGAGUUUGGCAAUAUUCAGUGUUAUUGUGGGAAACAUUUCAGAUGAAAUUCAGAUUGGCUCAAAUCCAACUGAAAAGAGGAAGUGGGGAGAGAGGAAGACAAAGGCCACACAGUUUCUGUUUGCACAGGAAAUCAAAAACACAAACUGCAAAGUUCUUCUGAGGUUUACCAACACUGAAGUAGAAGCUGGACUUUUAUUGGUAAGAUUUUUUUCAACAACUGCAUCUGCACUGAUUUAAACAAAAACACACUGAAAUACCGAUGUGCUACAAUCUACAACAUUUUAGUGAAAAUAAAGAUAUCUUGAGUUUGUCUCAGAUAUAUACAGUAUGAAACAUCUCAUUCAGACGCAAACACGUACAAAAUGCCUGACAUUGCACACAUUUUCUGUCUGUAUCGCUCACAUAGCUUAUAAAUCAUUCUAAAAAUCAUCACAGUUGGCAGCGUAGGCUGACUGCUACAUACAGACAUUAGUGAAACGUUUUUUAUCCAAACAUUCAUCUAAUGACAAGAUCCAGUUGUCACGUACAAAAUGUACAUAAAAAAAACGAUAACAAGAAGUUCACAUUGUCAGACAUGAAAGGCCCAGAAUAGAUCCACAGAUUCUCUCUGCUACUAAACUAUGCUGAACACCGCUAAAUUAAUUAAAGUGAAGCAGAACAAUCACAUGUUACUAACCACUGGCGAGCAUUGUAAGUGUCGUAAGAAAAAGCCAUGACCGAGGCACAGAGAAAACAACAUGGUCCUUCUUUUGCCUUGUCAUUUCAGUUGCUUUGCCGCGUACAGCUUAGGAAAGGACAUAUUUUUUCACCUUUACCUAAAGAGCGAGAAGAAAAAUUGACUAACUUUGAGAAAAUCAUAAAUCAAGCUGUUUUAGUCCAGUGUUUGCAGUUAUUAUUGCACAUGCAGUACACGCAAGCUCAUAUUGCACGUGCUGGCAAUAAAACCAAUAAAAGGAAGUGAUCCUGCUGAUUUCAACCUCCACAAAAUCAAGACUGUCAUCUUGCUACAGUAAACAAUGUAAUAAAGACGAUGUACAGCAGAUAACCGAUAAAAUAAACAUAUUAUGUAAGACAAAGACUGAUGAACAGUCCACCAGUGGCGAUGUUUUCAAUAGAAUAACAGCUCUGGAAACUUGGAUGCUUGUUGACAUGAUUCCUCCCUUCGUGUCUGCAGUCGAGGUUAGAAUUGGCAGUUUCUAGUCAUGGUCUGCACAGAAGCGAGUCACAUGCUUCGCUGCAGCCGGCCGUCUGUCUGGCGAACAGGCACAGCGGAGCA